Archocentrus centrarchus (flier cichlid) is the source of this 3041-nucleotide messenger RNA. RefSeq names its product RING finger protein 145. Lineage: Eukaryota; Metazoa; Chordata; Actinopteri; Cichliformes; Cichlidae. The coding region runs from base 245 to 2584 and encodes 779 amino acids. Gene Ontology annotation, cellular component: endomembrane system. Gene Ontology annotation, molecular function: zinc ion binding; ubiquitin protein ligase activity. The record is from RefSeq and is a predicted model, not a curated record. Gene Ontology annotation, biological process: proteasome-mediated ubiquitin-dependent protein catabolic process; ERAD pathway. The transcript has 12 exons.
GGUAACUCGGAUAAUGGCCGCUAGGUAAGAUGAGUGGAUGGGCCGCGUCCUUUCAGUGUGAAGCGCUCCCUUCAAGAAGACCGUUAACUCGGGCGGUGCCGAGUUAAAAUGGUCGAUAUCCGACCCGAAAGGCAUCCAGAAACCGUUGUACAUAGUGCGAACAUCGUCCUUCAAACAGCACCCACAAUUAACAUCACGUCUUAGUGGUCAGUUCUGCCUUUGGAUCAGAGCUUAAACUGAAGCCAUGGCAGUGAAGGACCGCGUAGAGGCUGUGCUCAAUGUGGGUCUGCGUGUUCCCAGCAUCAUGCUGCUGGAUGUCCUGUACCGCUGGGAUGUCAGCUCCUUCUUCCAGAAGAUCCAGCGCUCCAGCCUUUCCAACAACCCCCUCUUUCAGUACAAAUACCUGGCACUCUACCUGCACUACGUAGGUUACAUCUUGAGCUUGGUGCUUCUGACUCUGCCUCGUCAGCACCUGGUUAAACUUUACCUGUAUGUUCUUACGGCUCUGCUGCUAUUUGCUGGUCACCAAGUCUCAAGGGAUUACGUUCGCAGUGAACUGGACUCUGGCUAUGAAGGACCCGUCUACCUGGAACCUCUCUCCAUGAACAGAUUCACCACUGCACUCAUAGGUCAGCUGGUGGUUUGUACUCUUUGUUCCUGUGUGAUGCAAACAAAGAGGAUUUGGCUUUUCUCGGCUCACCUCCUCCCUCUGGUGGCUAGACUGUGUCUCGUCCCACUUGAGACCAUCGUCUUCAUCAAUAAGUUCUCAAUGAUCUUCACAGGACUGGAGGUCAUUUACUUCCUGGCAUCUAACUUACUGGUACCAUAUAACCUGGCCAAGACUGCCUACAGGGAGCUGGCUCAGGUGGUGGAAGUGUACGGGCUUCUUGCUUUGGGUAUGUCUCUGUGGAACCAGCUGGUCCUUCCAGUUCUCUUCAUGUGUUUCUGGCUGCUGCUGUUUGCUCUGCAGAUCUACUCAUACUUCAGCACAAGAGACCAGCCUGCCUCCAGAGAGAGGCUCCUUUUCCUUUUUCUUACUAGUAUUGCAGAAUGUUGUAGUACGCCGUACUCUCUGCUGGGCCUGGUUUUCACAGUUUCGUUCAUCGCACUGGGGGUUCUCACAUUGUGCAAGUUCUAUCUGCAAGGCUACAGAGCCUUUAUGAAUGACAACACCAUGCACAGGGGGAUGACAGAAGGCAUCACCUUGCUGAUCCUCGCUGUCCAAACUGGCCUCAUCGAGCUGCAGGUUAUCCAUCGAGCCUUCCUGCUCUCGAUCAUCCUCUUCAUUGUUGUUGCUUCCAUCCUGCAGUCGAUGCUGGAGAUAGCUGACCCUAUAGUCCUAGCCCUGGGAGCAUCUAGAGACAAGAGUUUGUGGAAGCACUUCCGAGCGGUGUCUCUUUGUCUCUUCCUGCUGAUCUUUCCAGCCUACAUGGCGUAUAUGAUCUGCCAGUUCUUCCACAUGGACUUCUGGCUUCUCAUCAUCAUCUCCUCCUCAAUUCUCACUUCUCUCCAGGUUCUCGGUACUCUGUUGAUCUAUGUUCUCUUCAUGGUGGAGGAAUUUCGUAAAGCUCCAGUAGAGAACAUGGAUGAAGUUAUCUACUGUGUCAAUGGGACCUACAGAUUGCUGGAGUUUCUGGUUGCGGUGUGCGUGGUGUGCUAUGGCGUGUCAGAGACUGUAUUUGGCGAGUGGAGUGUGAUGGGUAGUACCAUCAUCCUGGUCCACUCAUACUAUAACGUCUGGCUCCGAGCCCAGCUGGGCUGGCAGAGCUUCCUGCUCAGGAGAGAUGCUGUAAACAAGAUAAAAAGCCUUCCCACAGCUAGCAACACACAGCUGGAGCAGUAUAAUGACAUCUGUGCUAUCUGCUUCCAGGACAUGACCAGUGCUGUGAUCACUCCAUGCAGUCAUUUCUUCCACGCUGGCUGUCUGAAGAAAUGGCUGUAUGUCCAGGAAACAUGCCCCCUCUGUCAUUCCCAACUCAAGAGCCAAUCUCCAACCACUAGUGUCCCUACCCAAGAUACACCUGCAGCCAAUCAGAACCCUGCAGGGCAGGAAGAAGUCCCAGACAACAAGGAGGAGGAAGAUAGCACUCUACCAGAUGCUGGGAAAGAGGAGGCAUCAGUAGAGCAGGAGGGAGACAAUGAACCUGCCAUAUCAGCUGGAGAAACCUUCUCUUCCUCCUCCCCCACUGGCAUGCAGUCUGCUCCCCUGCACAUUGUCAAGCCUCCAUUAUCAUCUUCCUCUUGUUCUUCUUCGCCACUUGUGACUGAUUCUGUGCCGAGCCAGUUCCCAGCAGAUCAUCCCUCUUCGUCUUCUUUCUCUACCUCUGACACAUCGGACAUGCCCGACAUUCCUUCAUCCAUCUCCCAUACUUUCACCCUCUCCGUCUUUCACCACUCCUCUUCACAGGUACUGAAACAAGCAGAGAUAAACCGUUCUGAACCCGAGCCCACCCCUCAGCUAAACUCAGUCUCCCUACUGGACAGCCAGGAAACAGCUACUGGUCCAUUAUCACAAUCUAACCCACCAACUUCCCAUUCAGAGGAGCAUCCACCUCCUCCUGCUCCUCCUCCAUUCAACGCCUGAGCUCCAUCAUAACACCACACAACAUACCUGCAUGCAUAUAUAAACACAAAUUCUAAAUAAUCCCCUAUUCUAUUUGUCCAGCUGUUUGCUGUUGGCUCUCCCAUCAUGUUCAACUCUUUCAUAUCCAUAUUGAGUAAAAAGAAAAUCUAAAAGAAUCUCUAAGCAGAUAUUCUUAACUCAGUAUUUUAAAAAAAUGACUGAUUGCAACUUUAUAAAAUGCUAUUAUUUGUUAGGCAGUUGUCUUGGAGCAGUUAAACGUGUCCCAUGAUCGGUAUAACUCAUGCCAGCAGUGAUUUCAUCACAGGUGCAGUUCUUUUUUCCAUGUUAGGGGGAUUCAAAGUUAACACAAAAAGCAGGAUAUAAUAAUCUCAUCUCAGAAUUAAUUGGGAGUUUUACACCGUGUUCAAAAAAUGUGAAAUUCUGAUUCUGUCACUGUACCACCACCACCCCCCCCACC